This is a messenger RNA of Sesamum indicum (sesame), 4349 nucleotides long. RefSeq names its product Nucleoporin, Nup133/Nup155-like protein. Gene Ontology annotation, biological process: poly(A)+ mRNA export from nucleus; transcription-dependent tethering of RNA polymerase II gene DNA at nuclear periphery; protein import into nucleus. Gene Ontology annotation, molecular function: protein binding; structural constituent of nuclear pore. Lineage: Eukaryota; Viridiplantae; Streptophyta; Magnoliopsida; Lamiales; Pedaliaceae. The record is from RefSeq and is a predicted model, not a curated record. Gene Ontology annotation, cellular component: nuclear pore outer ring.
CCCUCUCUUUGUUCUUUUUCUUCUUCUUCCUCUGAACUAAAACCCUAAACCCAUUGAGAGCUAUUGAUAGGUAGUAACGAUGUUCUCUCCCCCUGCUAAGAAAUCCACAUUAAGUGCUCGUAAAAAUGCCACAGUCCAAAGAGAUGGCAAUUCCACUCCGCUGGCCGAGAAUCGGAGGCCGCCGCUUGAUAGUCCCGCCGUCCCCAAUCGCCCCGCCACCGGAACCCCCGCCCCUUGGGCCUCUCGCCUUUCGGUCCUUGCCAGAAUCCCACCUGUGAAGAGAAGUGACAGAGGAGAUGAGGUGGAUGCUGAUCAGCCUGUAUAUGUAGGGGAAUUCCCUCAAGUAGUACGUGAUGCACAAAUCAUGUCCUUGCAGAACCAUGUGUCUGCUGGUGCAUCUAUCUCUGGUGGAAUGGACAAGGAGACAUCUCUAGCAUGGAUCAUUUGUGGAAACAGACUAUUUCUCUGGAAUUUCUUAUCCCCUGCUGCUUCAAGAGAAUGCACCGUCCUUGACCUUCCUUCUACAACAUCAGAAGAUGGAGACAUGGGCAAAAGUUCAUUUCAAACUAAUACUUGGUUAGUUUCUAUUGUCAACUGGGAUAGCUCCAAGAGAACUGCUAGCAAAGUUGUUAAAAGGUCGAGUUCUGCUGGGAUUGUAAUUUGUAACAAAAAGACUCGCACUCUAAUAUUCUGGCCAGAUAUCUAUAACGCUAACGGGAUGUCUCCUGUCAAACGUGUUGGUUUUUCUGAGUCAGAAGCUACUUAUCUGCAUCAGAAUGGAAGGGGCAUCUCCAGCAAGCAGCGGAAAAAUGACAAACUUGUUAAUAAUUUUACAAAAUCAUAUUUAAUAAACUCUUUGAUUGCUUCAGCAAUCCCUGCUGCCACAAACAGCUGUAUUGCUUUUGCAUGCAGUUCUAAUGGUGUGCUUUGGAGAUUCCUCUGCAGCCCCUCUGGUAUUCAGUGCACCCAGAUUGAGCAUGGCAUGUCCGAUACAUUUUCUCAAGGAAUUGACAGUAGCCCACUUGUGGCUAGUAAGGGCUACCCGAGGUCAUUGAUUUGGCACUCGUUUAGUCGUUCAUCAGAUGAACCUACAAAACAGUUUCUUCGACUAACUAAUCACGAGAUACAGUGCUUUGAAGUAAAACUUGCUUCUCAGUUUGAUGUGUCAAAGCUUUGGUCACAUGAAAUUAUUGGAACCGAUGGUGAUCUGGGUAUCCAGAAGGAUCUUGCUGGCCAAAAGAAAAUAUGGCCUCUUGAUUUGGAUGUCAAUAAUGAUGGAAAGGUAAUAACUAUUCUUAUCGCUAUCUUUUGUAAGGAUCGAGUGACCAGUUCAAGCUACACUGAAUACUCUCUUCUCACCAUGCAAUAUAAAUCUGGAGUAGAUAUUUCGAAGCCAAUAGGUGAAAAGAUAUUGGAGAAGAAGGCACCUAUCCAGGUGAUUAUACCUAAAGCAAGGGUAGAGGAUGAGGAAUUCUUGUUCUCAAUGAGAUUAAAGGUAGGUGGCAAGCCAGCUGGCUCUGCUAUUAUACUCUCUGGUGAUGGUACUGCAACCGUCUCCCAUUAUUGGAGAAACUCUACCAGACUCUAUCAGUUUGAUCUGCCUUAUGAUGCUGGAAAAGUUCUCGAUGCUUCAGUAUUCCCUUCAUCAGAAAACAAUGAAGAUGGAGCUUGGGCUGUACUUACUGAGAAAGCUGGAGUUUGGGCUAUACCUGAGAGGGCAGUUUUACUUGGUGGAGUUGAACCACCUGAACGAAGCUUGUCACGGAAAGGAAGUUCUAAUGAUGGAUCUCUACCGGAGGAGAGAAGAAACUUCUCUGUUGCUGGAAAUAUUGCUCCAAGGAGAGCCAGUUCAGAAGCUUGGGAUGCAUGUGAUAGGCAGAGGGCAGGCUUAACUGGAGUUCCACGUCGAAGCCCUCAAGAUGAGGAAUCAGAAGCUUUACUAAGUCAACUUUUCCAUGAUUUUCUCAUGUCUGGGCAGGUUGAUGGUGUACUCGACAAACUGAAAACUUCAAGGGCAUUUGAAAGAGAGGGGGAAAUAAAUGUAUUUACCAGGACAAGCAAAUCAAUUGUUGACACUUUAGCUAAACAUUGGACAACAACACGGGGCCCUGAGAUUGCUUUGUCUGUUGUGUCCACACAACUUGUAGAGAAACAGCAGAAGCAUCAAAAGUUUCUUCAAUUCAUUGCUUUAUCCAAGUGCCAUGAAGAAUUGUGUUCCAGACAGAGACAAUCUUUACAAAUUAUCAUGGAACAUGGGGAAAAGCUUGCAGGCAUGAUCCAACUGAGAGAACUGCAAAACACAAUUAAACAUGCCAAUGCAUCUGGACCUGAUUCCUAUUAUGGUUCAGAGACUCGGACUUCUGGAGCUCUUUGGGAUCUUAUCCAGUUAGUUGGUGAGAAAGCUCGGCGGAACACAGUUCUUUUGAUGGAUAGGGAUAAUGCGGAAGUAUUCUACAGUAAGGUUUCAGAUCUUGGUGAAGUAUUUCAUUGCUUAGAGAGACAGCUUGAUUAUGUUAUCAGUGGAGAUAUGCCAGUUCUUCUUCAAUUUCAAAGAGCUUGUCAACUCUCAGAGGCUUGUGUGACAAUAUUCCGUGCAGCCAUGCAAUAUAGGAGUCAACAUCACUUGUGGUAUCCACCUCCUGAGGGCUUGACACCAUGGUAUUCCAAAGUUAGUGUGUGGAGUGGGCUGUGGAGUCUUGCAACAUUCAUGCUUCAGUUACUCAAUGAAACAAAUCAUGUUGAUGAUUCUGCAAAGUCCAAUUUUUAUUCAAAUCUUGAAGUACUCUCUGAAGUAUUACUUGAGUCAUAUUCUAAUGCUAUCACAGCAAAAGUUGAACGCAAGGAAGAUCACAGGACUCUAUUGGAGGAAUAUUGGAAGCGGAGAGACACCCUUCUUGACUCCCUUUAUCAGCAAGUAAAAAAUUUUGUCCAAGCAAAACUACAGGAUUCAACUGAAGAAAAUGAGGAACAGAGUAAGGAUAUUAUGAUGGCACUUUCUUCAAAUCUAUUGUCUAUAGCAAAAAGACAUGAGGGCUAUCAAACUAUGUGGAGUAUAUGCUGUGACCUAGAUGAUUCUGAGCUCCUUCGAAGUCUCAUGCACGAAAGCAUGGGACCUAAAGGAGGUUUUAGUUGCUUUGUCUUUGAACAACUUUAUGGAAACAAACAACUUUCAAAGCUUAUGAGAUUGGGGGAAGAGUUUCAGGAUGAGCUAGCUAUGUUUCUGAAGCAGCAUCCUGAUCUUCUCUGGCUUCAUGAAGUGUUCCUACAUCAAUUUUCCUCUGCUUCUGAAACUUUACAUGGAAUAUCUCUUUCUAAGGAUGAUAAAUCAAUUUCAGCUGUUGAGGAGAUUGAUGGAUCCAGCAGCUCAAGGUGUACAUUAACUUUGGCGAAAAGAAAGCAUUUUCUGAAUCUUGCAAAAAUAUCAGCAGCUGCAGGAAAAAUUGCUGGUUAUCAGCUAAAAAUGAAGCGUAUUGAAGCAGAUAUGAACAUUCUACAAGUACAGGAAGAAAUAUUGAGGCUUAUACCAGAUAACGAAGAAAAGCAAUCAAUUGAACGCAGGCUUCUUCCUCCAGUAGACCUCAUUGAAUUGUGCCUUAAAAUUCAAAACCGGGAGCUAUCCUUGCGAGCCUUUGAUCUUUUCGCAUGGACCAGUGCGUCCUUUCUUAGAAGCAAUACCAGCCUAUUGGAAGAAUGCUGGAGAAAUGCUGCAAAUCAAGAUGAUUGGCAAAGUCUGCAUCAAAGGUCUAUAACUGAAGGAUGGAGCGACGAGACAACCUUGGAGGUUCUCAAGGAAACCAUACUUUUCCAGGCUUCCAGCAAGUGUUAUGGACCCUAUGCAGAAAGUUUUGAAGGUAAAUUCGAAGAAGUGCUUCCAUUGAGGCAGGAAAGUUCUGAACAUCCAAAUUUGAAAGAUACGAGUUCCUCUGUGGAGUCGGUCCUCAUGCAGCACAAGGAUUUUCCCGAUGCAGGUAAGUUGAUGCUGACAGCAAUCAUGCUGGGGAGCAUUUGGGUUGCCUCCACUGCAGAUUGUGGUCCGACUGGAAUGGAUUAUGAUGGGCCAUCUCCCAUGGAGUGAAGUAGUACUUCUUGGAUUCAUUUGUAGGUUUCUAUAAGUUGAAUCGAGGGUCUCUUUAAUCGUGAAUCAUGAGGGGGUUAAUCUUGUUGUACAUGAGAUGUACGAUGCGAUAUAUUUCAACUACUGGAUAAUAGUGAUGAAGUGAAGUUAGAAGUGCAUAUAUGAGAAUGGAUUGUAUGAAAAUUGAUGAUAGAAAUCCAGUGGAGUAGUUCCUAUACCCAAGUGGAUUGGAUGUACAAAAGGUUGAGAGGAAUUGAAGGCAGAAUUUGACGUA